This is a messenger RNA of Chiloscyllium plagiosum (whitespotted bambooshark), 374 nucleotides long. The record is from RefSeq and is a predicted model, not a curated record. Lineage: Eukaryota; Metazoa; Chordata; Chondrichthyes; Orectolobiformes; Hemiscylliidae.
GUUUUCUGUCUGUGUCUCUCUCCUGCAGUUGGAAGUCUCUCAGUUGGAAGGAAGCCUCCAGCAGCCCAAGUGCCAGUCCACCAUGUCCCCGUACCUGAUCCCCAACACCCAGGCCAUCUGCCAGCACCUGGGCAGUAUCCGGCAGUUGGCAAACAGCGGGCGGUUCAUAAUCAUCAUUCCACGGACAGUAAUCGACGGGUUAGACUUCCUGAAGAAAGAAAAUUCCGGAGCGCGGGAUGCCAUUCGGUUCCUGGAGUCGGAGUUCAAGAAGGGCAACAGGUACAUCCGAUGCCAGCGGGACACUGGCCGGACUGUGGAGAGGCACAAGCUGAAGAGACAGGACCUGGAUGCCUGGUAAGGUGGUGUCUGCCUUC